AUGACAUUCUCAAAUAUCACGCUGAACGACGGUGCUAAGAUCCCGUCUAUUGCGUUCGGGACUGGGAGUGUAUGGAAAGGACAGGAUGUCGUGACAUAUAUUGACCAAGCUCUCGAAGCUGGUUUCUCUCACAUCGAUACCGCAGCUAUAUACAAGAAUGAAGACUCCGUUGGGACAGCCAUCCGUGAGAGCGGCCUGCAGCGCAGCGAUCUCUACAUCACGACAAAGUUCGACGGAGGUAUCAUCAGGGAUGCCCUUCUGAGUAGCUUGUCCAAGAUUGGCAUCAAAUCCGUAGACCUCUACCUCAUCCACUUCCCUGGGGUCAUCGCGGAUGGGGACUUGGAGGGUGCUUGGGCGCAGAUGGAGGCGGUGCGGGAUGAGGGCUUGGCCAAGAGCAUCGGCGUCAGCAACUUCAAAGUUGCCGACUUGAAACGGGUCGUCAAGGUUGCAAAGGUGAUCCCCGUAGUAAACCAGAUCCGCUUCCACCCAUAUAACUUCGCAGAAUACGCCGAGCUGCUGGAGUAUUCAGCGCAGUAUGGUAUUGUGACAGAGGCGUACGGAUCUCUGGCUCCAAUCACGACUUUCCCCAACGGCCCUCUCAGUCCCCUUCUCUCCACGAUCGCAAAGCGUUUGUCCACAGACGAGAAAGUCCAAGCGACGCCCGCUCAGGUCAUCUUCAAGUGGGUGCAGAGCAAGGGUGCGGUGAUCGUCACGACGAGCGGGAAGAAGGAGAGGCUCGAGGAGUAUCUUGCAGUCGAGAGUCUUCGUGAGUUCAGCACCAUCGGCCAGGGAGAUCCAUGUAAACAAGAGGGCUGA
Messenger RNA from Stereum hirsutum FP-91666 SS1, 816 nucleotides. RefSeq names its product Aldo/keto reductase. NCBI's taxonomy places the organism in Eukaryota, Fungi, Basidiomycota, Agaricomycetes, Russulales, Stereaceae. Gene Ontology annotation, cellular component: cytosol. Bases 1 to 816 code for a protein of 271 amino acids. The transcript has 8 exons. The record is from RefSeq and is a predicted model, not a curated record. Gene Ontology annotation, molecular function: aldose reductase (NADPH) activity; oxidoreductase activity, acting on NAD(P)H as acceptor.